This is a messenger RNA of Saccostrea cuccullata (small rock oyster), 670 nucleotides long. RefSeq names its product adenosine receptor A2a-like. The transcript has 4 exons. Gene Ontology annotation, biological process: G protein-coupled receptor signaling pathway. The record is from RefSeq and is a predicted model, not a curated record. NCBI's taxonomy places the organism in Eukaryota, Metazoa, Mollusca, Bivalvia, Ostreida, Ostreidae. Bases 1 to 555 code for a protein of 184 amino acids. Gene Ontology annotation, cellular component: plasma membrane. Gene Ontology annotation, molecular function: G protein-coupled receptor activity.
AUGUCGCAAGGUGUUUGUGUACUAAUGUUUACACUCUACAACCCAGAGGAAUACAUUCUGAGACAGGAGCCCUUGUGUCGGUUCGAGCUCAUCUUCUCCCUGGCUCAUAUGUGUGUCUACUUCAUUUUUCAACUGAUUCUGCCACUUCUAUUAAUGAUUCCUAUGUACGCUAGAAUCUCGAAUAUUGCCAAAACACAGGCAAAGGCUAUAGCAAUUCUGAAACGACUUCCAUGGCAUAAAGACAGGGCAUGUUGUUUCCACAUCAACAAUCAUGAAUUGAAGUCAACAUUUAUGGUCUCCAUUCUAUUAGUGUCCUACACAGUUGCCUGGGUGCCUUUUAUGACAUACUCCUUUUACCGAAUACAGUGUGUUCAGGAUUGCUACUUCAGUCCUUUUAUACGGGCAAGCUGCCGAAUUUUGUUGUAUCUCAACUCAGCUAUAAAUAUAUUCAUCUAUGCACUCCGUUUAAAGGAAUUUAGAAAAAGCAUCAAACAUAAGUUGACACAUUUUCUCAAAGCGGUUUUGUGUCGUGAAAAAAGUGGGAGGGAUCAUUAAAUAUUCACGAAUCGACUGCUUUGUAAAACGUAUGAGAAGUAUUCUAUACAAAAACCUACGAGAGAAAAAAUGUGAACACACAUGGCACUACAAACUUUAGGGGGACAAUUUAAAC